Betta splendens (Siamese fighting fish) is the source of this 2281-nucleotide messenger RNA. RefSeq names its product NOP2/Sun RNA methyltransferase 4 (gene nsun4). Lineage: Eukaryota; Metazoa; Chordata; Actinopteri; Anabantiformes; Osphronemidae. The record is from RefSeq and is a predicted model, not a curated record. The transcript has 8 exons. Gene Ontology annotation, cellular component: mitochondrial large ribosomal subunit. Gene Ontology annotation, biological process: rRNA methylation. The coding region runs from base 57 to 1301 and encodes 414 amino acids. Gene Ontology annotation, molecular function: methyltransferase activity.
AACUUUAAUUUUGCAAUUCAGCGCGAAGACGGACCCAAUAACUGACGCACGGCAUCAUGGCGAUGCUCUUGGAGACCAGACUUCUGUUUAGAAAAGUGAAGGAUUUAAGGAGUUUAACGCCCAGAAGAGGCCGAGUGAAAGAAAAAUGGGCUGCUACCCGUGCCAAACACCCCCCAACCAGCCUGGCUCUGCAUCACUUCGAUGCCAAGUACAGUGUCCAGCUGGGGCGCCUCUGGCCAUCAGUCCGAGUCGCCUUGUUGUCGGAGAGGAAAUACGGAGCCCUGUUAAACAAUUUCUCCAGUGAUGCUGUUCUCGCAAAUCUCCAAGCCCAGGGAUGCAGAGACUUUAUCAGUGACUCAGAUGCUGAAGAAUACCUCUAUAAUCUUCAUCCCAUCCUCUCUGCAGCUCAGUCAUGCCCGGAGCCAGAAUCUGAGGUUGGUGCAGACAAGCAGGAGGAAUCCAGUGAUGGUGCUAUGAAGAAGUCAGAUGUAGAUGAUCAGCAGCGACCUCCCUUUCUACUUAGUCGUAAUAUAAACUGUGCUGUGUUUCCAAGAGGGGAUAUUACAAGAUUUAAGCCUGCUAGACCAGACAUGCAGGGUCUUUUAGGUUAUUACCUGAUGGAUGCAGCGUCUGUUCUUCCUUGUCUCGCACUGGAUGUUCAAGAAGGACACCGUGUGCUUGACCUCUGUGCUGCUCCAGGAGGAAAAUCCCUGGCUUUACUUCAAACACAGGCUGUCAGGUUUUUAUGCGUAAAUGAUUCCUCUGUGUCAAGAACACAGCGACUGAGGAAGGUUCUUCGCAGGUACGUUCCUAAGGAAUUUUUGACAGAUGAGAACAUACGCAUCACGUCCUUUGACGGCACUAAAUGGGGGGAAAUUGAAAGGAACACUUUUGACAGAGUCCUUGUUGACGUCCCCUGCACCACAGACAGACAUUCACUCACGGAGGACGACAACAAUAUAUUCAGUAAAAGCAGGACCGGGGAAAGGCGGAUGCUGCCGAAGCUGCAGGUGGAGCUGCUGCUAGCAGGGAUUGAAGCAGCAUGCCCCGGAGGGGAGAUCAUGUACUCCACCUGCACGCUUUCUCAAAUCCAGAACAUGGGUGUGGUGGAACAGGCCAUUCACCAGGCUCAACAAAACCACGGCAUUCACCUUGAGGUUGUUGAUCUGCAACUGGUGACAAACAUGUUCAGGAAAACCUUCCACUUUGCUCCUGACCUCCAUCUGGGUGUGAUGGUCGUUCCACAUUUAGCUGCUAACUUUGGACCUAUCUACAUGUGCAAGCUAAAGAGAAUGACUUAGACUUCGGACAGGUGAACAAGCUUCCGUAACGUUAUUCUGCCGUGGAGAAUCUGUACCUAACAUCAGGAAUACAUCAUUUAUCCAGUCGAUGCGUUUUACUGUCGACACUGAAUAUGAACUGGAAAACCAAACCUCUUUCAGGAUUUUUGAGAUUCAGCAGGAUUAAAGACCUAAAACCACCUUUUCUGCAUUUAUUUGCAAUUCUCUUUUUGCCCCAUAGGUGGCAUCGGUUGAUCAAGAGUAUCGGUGGCGUGUGUGUUCUGUGCUCACAGGAGGACACAUGCGUCUGAAGCUUACAGGAUCUCUAGUUUGUGUGCAUCAGAUGCACAGAAAUGAUUAUCACAUUACUGAAACAAAAAUUUCCAUUAGAACGAGUCUCUCUUGUCGUAUGGUCGCUCAUCAGGUUUCAUAGCUUUGUCUAAUAAUGCGAUAUAUGUGGAAGGAAGACAUCACGAACAGGCAGGUAAUGACGUAUUUGACCAUUUGGCUUCUAGCAUCUGAAUCUGUGCAACUUUCAUUAUUAUGGCUGGAUUGUCUCUGUUUUGCAUUGGCAUCACUCCGAUCGAAGCAUUUCCUCUUAUCACGGCCUAAUGUGAGCGAGGAGGUGCCCCUUUUUCCAUCACGCUGCCGAUGACCCUCUAUGUUGUCCUGACCGGGCAAUGUAGCGUGAAAAAGGUGUGUUUGUCUAACGAGUCCGCCACCCACAACCCCGCUGUCAUUAAGCUCCUCCAAGUGCCGGAGCUGACUCCCGUCCCCGUACGGGCAUGGACGCCAGCCAUGCGGCUCCCAGAUGAACAUUAAAGAGGCAGCAGAGAGCUAAAAUGGGACGUCUCGCCCUGUUUUGCCCGUCUGCUUUUUUAUUCCACAGAUGACUGCAGAUAAUUUUCGAUGCGAUUGUGAGUGAUUACUGUAUUACUGCAGUAAAAGGGGGAUGUAUCAGGGAAUGCAGAGGGAAUUAAUGACACAUAAAAACUAUUUUU